GCAGUUUGUGCAGUUUAUCCCGAUCCAGUGAAGAUAAUCUUUUAAGUGAAUUUAAAAUAAUUAGUAAUGCAUUAGUGGUGCAGGUUGGAAUUAUAGUUUCUUUCAACAAACGAGUGCAUUUGAAAACAGUAUCAUCAGAAUGACGGACGAAGAAUCCACGUUCAAAAAGCCGUCGAUCGAUUUGAAGCUGCUCAGCAAAAGUCGCAAAGGGGAACUUCCGGCCUCUGCUUGCACUGCGAAUGUGCAGGUUCCUUCCUCUUCGGAGGACCCACCGGUUCAGGACAAGGAACAACAGUUAGCGAGCGAUCCAAACGAAAUUCCACCCAUUCCCUACAAAGAACCAGCAUGGUCGCGGAAGUGUGACAGCUCCUUGAACUACAGCUUUGAGGUGCUAAAGAAUGGUGUAAUUAUUGAACAUGUUCAGCAACUGCAGAACAAAGCGCAUUGGUUGUUUGGUCGGUUGCCGAAUUGUGACAUUAAUAUGGCUCAUCCCACCAUAUCCCGGUACCAUGCCAUUCUACAAUACAAGAGUGUUGUAGGGGAAACGAAGGAUAACUCCGAUGGCGAGGAAGAGAAGGGAGACAAACGGCAACAUGUUACGAUCGAGCCGGGAUGGUAUUUGUAUGAUCUCAAUAGCACACAUGGAACGUUCCUGAAUAAACAACGUUUGAAGCCGAGGACCUACGUUAGGGUGAUGGUUGGGUACAUGAUAAAGCUGGGGUCGAGCUCGCGAACGUAUAUUCUGCAAGGACCACCAGAGGACGAAGAUGAAGCGUCUGCAAUGACCAUCACAGAGAUGAAGGAAACACGACAGAAGCAGGAAAAACUCCGUGCGGAAAUGGCAGAGAUCGAACGGCAGGAGAAGGAACGCAUCGACAAGUUGAAGGAAGAAGAAGGUGUCAAUUGGGGAAUGGCUGAGGAUGCCGAUGAGGAAACUGAUCUCGCUCACAAUCCAUUUGCUGUAACAAACAAUGAGGAACUAUUUUUGGAUGAUCCAAAGAAGACGUUGCGCGGGUACUUCGAAAGGGAAGGUCACGAUUUGGAUUACAAGCUGGAGGAACUAUCGGUUGGGAACUAUGUCUGCAAGGUGGAACUCCCGGUAGACGAUGACUUCGGGCGACCAGUUGUGGCAGAGGUAACCCACAAGGGGAAAAAGAAGGAAGUAGUUGUGCAAUGUGCACUGGAGGCCUGCCGCAUAUUGGAUCGGUAUGGAUUGCUCCGCCAGGCGACCCAUGAGCCUCGACGUCGACACAAGAAGACAUCCGAUUCCGACGACGAUGACGAUUUCCUAGACCGUACUGGAGACGUUGAACGACGUCGCCAGAGAAAGCAAGCCAAGCAAUCUCCAGAAGUACACACGUAUGAACAUCUGAUCAGACGUGAGGCAGAUCUCCUAGAGCGUCUCGAAGAAAUUGAAGGCAAAAUUCAACAACGGCAAAUGAUCGAAAAAGGAACUUGUUUGCCGGAAAACGACGACGAUGUCGAUGAUUUUCUGACAAAGUUGUCGGAAGAUAAACCGUACGAUAAGUUUGAAGUCCGUCGGCUUCGAUCAGAAAAGGAUAGGCUUCUGAAGGAACAUGAAAUGCUUCAGAAGCUCAUUAAGAUAGCAAAACCGUAUGAUCUCCCAACUAUGAGUCAGGAUCCAUCAGGUUCUACAAGUAGCAAGGAGCAAUUUAAGAAAAAGAUGAUGCCUCUAUUUGGCAAACGUAACAAACUGAGUAAGACGUUCGGAAUCAAAAAAUCCGUAGUUAAAGUCGGUGGCUUUACAAGUUCCCAUGGUGAGGAAGUCGAAGAAGACGAGGAUGAAGGUGAAGAGAAGAAAGAAGAGCCCAAGGAGGAACGGAAACUAGUGCAACCCGAGGCGCCAAAGGUGCCCAAAAAAGUGCAAGGUCCAUCCUUCAAUCCAGAACUGCUUGAACAGCAUCUAAAAAAAGCGGAGACCGUUCAGAAGCCUGCAGAAGACAGUCUGAUCGUAACAACCGAAACCGUACCUAAGGAAGAGGUUGCAGAUGCUACUCCGGGACGAGAAGAUAGCGACAAGAAGCGUAAAAGUGAAACGGAAUGUGAGGAUCCUGCAACUUCGUCGUCGUCUGGUAAGAAGAAACGCAAUCGAAACCGCGGCAGGGAACGGAAUCGAGAUAACGUCGACUUCGAUGAUGCUGACGAAUUGCAGAGCGAAGAGAAGAAUAUCGAGUGGGUUCCACCGCAGAACCAAACCGGAGACGGUAGGACCUCGCUAAACGAAAAGUUCGGCUAUUAGAGAGAGGAACGCGGAUGUGAGGGGAAAGUUGGUUGGCAUUCAGCAGCG
Molecule: messenger RNA, 2308 nt
Organism: Ochlerotatus camptorhynchus
Lineage: Eukaryota; Metazoa; Arthropoda; Insecta; Diptera; Culicidae
Product: kanadaptin
Exons: 2
Coding region: 140-2260 (706 amino acids)
Molecular function (GO): mRNA binding; protein binding
Source: RefSeq, a predicted model, not a curated record